This is a messenger RNA of Rotaria sp. Silwood1, 2592 nucleotides long. Lineage: Eukaryota; Metazoa; Rotifera; Eurotatoria; Philodinida; Philodinidae. The record is from the annotation of a GenBank genome assembly.
AUGGCCAAUCAACCAGGAAAUCCAAAUAUGAAAAUGUUAAUUCCGAUGAUUAAUGAAUUACAACGAAUUUUUACCAUGGUUAAUACUCGAUUAACAUUAACAUUACCUCAAAUAGCAGUUGUCGGCUCGCAAUCAGCAGGCAAGAGUUCUGUACUUGAAAAUAUUGUCGGUAGAGAUUUUUUACCUCGUGGUGGAAGUAUGGUGACAAAGCGACCUUUAGUUCUACAAUUGGUUACAUCUCAAGGGCAAGAAUAUGGCGUAUUUGGCCAUAAACCACAGCAAAGAUUUACGAACUACGCUGAUAUUCGUCAAGAAAUUGAAAAUGAUACCAAAGCAGUAGUACGUAAUGAUAUGGGUGUUUCAAAUAUGCCAAUCAAUCUAACAAUUUAUUCACCACAUGUUGUAAAUCUCACUUUAGUCGAUUUACCCGGUAUGGUUAAAGUACCCUCACAAGGACAACCGCUCGAUAUUAGCAAAAGGAUCGAUGAUAUUAUUCUCGAAUAUAUUAGUAAUGAAAAUUGUCUUAUUCUAGCUGUCACACCGGCUAAUAUCGAUCUAGUAACUUCGGAUGCAUUAGUUAUCGCUCGUAGUAGAGAUCCGACAGGUAAACGUACUAUUGGUGUAUUAACUAAACUAGAUAUGAUGGGUCGAGGUCAUAAUGCACGUGACGUAUUUUUGAAUAAAGUUGUCGUUCUUGAAAGAGGCUUCAUCGGUGUUGUUCUUCGUGGUCAACGUGUCGAUGAAUAUGGUCGAGUAAUGAGAGAAUUGGAUAUACCAGCUGCAAUCGAAUUCGAACGACAAUUCUUUCUUAAUGAUCCAGCCUAUCAUGAUAUGGCAGAUCGAAUGGGUGUACCGUAUUUACAACAUACACUUAGUAUUCAACUUACUGAACAUAUUCUCAAAUGCUUGCCAGAUUUAAAACGUGAAUUACAAGCACGUUAUCGUGAUUUAGCUAAAGAAGUAGCUGAAUAUCGCACAUCGGCUAUGCUUGAAGGUAACGGUGUUGAUACAAAAGCUUUAGUGGUAUUAACACAUGAGUUACAAGAAGAUUUUGAUGCCGCAUUGAAAGGAACUAAUUUGAAAGAUUCUGAUUUGAAAAGUUUGACAGGUGGAGCUCGUAUUGCUACGAUUUUUAAAUAUCGUUUUCCAUCUGAAUUGGCUAAAGUUGAUCUUCAAGAUAAAGAUAUGCGCAAUCAAUUAGUUUUAGCCAUAAAAAAUAUUCGUGGUUUUCGAGCCGGUUUAUUUACACCAGACGAAGCAUUCGAAUAUAUUGUUCAAAUGCAAAUAGCCAAAUUUGAAGAGCCCGUACUAAUAUGUGUUGAUAUGAUUGUCUCUGAAUUGAAGAAAAUUAUUCAUGAAGUAACAAGUAAAUUGAAACGUUAUCCAUACUUACAACGAGUCACCGAAGAAUUACUAACACAAUAUUUGAAAGAACGUGAAAUUGCUACAAAACAAGCGUGUACUCUUUAUGUUCAAACACAAUUAGCCUACAUCAAUACGACCAAUGAAGAAUUUAUUGGAUUUGCUAAUGCACAGAAAUCGGUCAAUAUAAGUGAAGGAAAUCGAAAUAUUACUAAUCAAAUUAUUCGUAAAGGAUUUCUUCGUAUGCAUACUAGUGCAAAAUUGUUUCAAGCAAAAGAAUAUUUUUUCGUUUUAUCGACCGAUAAUCUAUCUUGGUAUGGUGAUUCCGAUGAACGAGAUAAAAAAUAUAUGUUACAAUUGGAAAAUCUCAAAUUGCGCGAUGUUGAUGGUGGUUUUAUGGGUAAACGACUACAAUUUGCUUUGUACAAUACAGAAGGAAGAAAUGUCUAUAAAGAACAUAGAAUGCUUGAACUUUCUGCUGAAAAUAAAGAAGAGAUGGAAAGUUGGAAAGAAGCAUUUUCUCGUGCCGGUAUCUUUUCUGAACGUGGACAACGUGUCGAGACGUCUGCGACAUCGACAGAUGGCAAUUCUGGUGAUCCACAUAUGGAACGUCAAGUAGAAACUAUCAAUAUUUUGGUAGCAUCUUACAUGAGAAUUGUAGCAAAAAUGACACGCGAUUUCAUUCCGAAAACAAUCGUGUGUAAUAUUGUACAAGAACUACGAAAGUAUAUCUCAAGAGAAUUGUUAGUCAGUCUCUAUGCUAUACCAAAUGCGAAAUCACUAUUGGAAGAAUCAGCUGAAGAACGACAACGUCGUCAAGGAAAAAUUGCUGAAUUUGAAGCAGUGAAAAAUGCACUAAAUAUUAUAGAAAAUUUUCAUAUCAACGCACGUAAGUUAUCUACAGGUAUGAUACCAACAUCAACAGGAACCACUACUUCUUCGAAUAUCACUAUGAACAAUCAAUUUGGACAAUCAUCAAAUUCAUCUACAAAUUUAGUUGACACGUUUUCUGGUGUUAAUACAAAUCGUUUUUCCGGCCAUCAUAUUCAACCAAAUCAACAAGCAUGGAACUCUUUUGGAUCGUCUGCCCAGUCACCAUCAGUUGUCCUACCUAGCCAAUUACGCUCUUCUUACGUAAAUAGGUCAACAACACCACCUUCGCCCAUAGUACCUCAGCGUCCGCUACCACCACGUCCACCACCACGACCAUUUGAUGGACCACCAGUUUAG